GGACAGCUGCCCCUGGACGCCAUGGCAACACGCUACGCCAACGCUUAGAUGCUGUCUGAACUCUCUCGCUUUACACACUGCUCUGGUCCUCAUAUCUCUUGUCCUGUCUGAAUACGGAAGGACAUGGGUUUCAGCACUCCGCUCCUCCUCCUCCUCCUCCUCUUCCUCCUCGCUGUGCUGCCGGUGGCCUGGCCCUGCACGCCUCAGAAAGCUGACUAUGUGAUGGUGUCGUGUUUCCCCAACACCAUCAUUGCCCACGUGCCUGAGUGUCCGUAUGGGUGGGAGAUCGCCCAGCUCUCUCUCGGAGGCAUCUGCUACAUCGGGGUCAACAGCCCGGGAUACUAUCGCUUCGCCAUCCCUGACCUCACGCCCCGAAACCACUCGUACUGUGGCACGCAGUCAGAGUAUGUCGGAGGCAAAGACCCAAAGUACGUCUUCUACAACUCCAUCGUGUCCAACGAUUCCUCGCUGACCGUGCGCAACCAGCCAGUCAACUACACCUUCAGCUGCACCACGGUACAGUACGUUUUUACUGCCCCCCGAUCUUUUUCCAGAGUGGCCACAGUGUACGUCAACAACGGCAGCGUCGGGUCCUUCAAGUCUCAGCUGUCCAUGAACGUGUUCACGAACUCCAAGUUCCUGUAUGCCAAAGACGCUCCCUAUGUGAUCGACACGUCAGAAAUCGGCUCUGAGGUCUUCAUAGGCAUCGAGGCCAAGGGGCUGAGCAACAGGUUUAAGGUUGUGAUCAGUAACUGCUGGGCCACACCCUCCCCCUACUCUACAGACAAGAAGAGGUGGAGCCUCAUUAUCAACAGCUGUCCAUCGGACAACACCGUCACCAUAUUUGACAACGCCAAAGACAGCCGCUCCACCUUCAAGUUCAACUCAUUCCGCUUCCAGCGGCUGGACAAGGUGUCCACGGUCUGGCUCCACUGCGACGUCCAGCUGUGUGACGGGGAGAAGCUCUACUGCCAGCCGAUUCCUUGUACUGCGCGUAGUGUCCAUUCGGAUCCAGAACUCUCCGGAGGAAUCCUGACCACAGAGUUCCACGUUAGAGGAGAACUGUCCUCCAGUUACAGACACCUUUCAGGUGUGUAUCUGUGCGCUAUGUGUAUCGCCUUUGUGAGUAUACUAGGGAACUUCAACAACCUGCCAAGACUACUGUGAAGCUCAACAUUCCUGAAAGUCCACACAAGGCUUUGGUCUCUCUAUGGUGUGCACACACACACACACAAACGUACAGACACACACACACACACACUCACACACAUACAGACACACACACACACACACAUAAACAAACACACCCACACAUGCACACACACACACACAUCCAUCUCUCAGGGGAAGAAGCACACACUCCUCUAGCUCAUGCCAUGUAAAUCCUCCCCUCCGUUCUCUAGAGACCAGAAGAUCACAGCGCAGUGUGUGUGUGUGUGUGUGUGUGUGUGUGUGUGUGUCUGUGUGUUCCUGGGUCAGGACUCUCACCACAGAUAGUGUAUAUCAGAGAGCAGAAGAAUGUCCAAAUGAUUAGCUGAGGAGUAUGUUUCAUUUGUUUUAUUGGAUUGCAAAUGAAUUUGUGUUUUUGCCAUUAUAAUAAACAUUGUCCAACAUGA
Messenger RNA from Alosa alosa (allis shad), 1616 nucleotides. RefSeq names its product tectorin beta (gene tectb). Gene Ontology annotation, cellular component: cell surface. The transcript has 11 exons. Bases 124 to 1167 code for a protein of 347 amino acids. The record is from RefSeq and is a predicted model, not a curated record. NCBI's taxonomy places the organism in Eukaryota, Metazoa, Chordata, Actinopteri, Clupeiformes, Clupeidae.